AUAAGUCAUUUUGUAAAAUUGCUCGGUACCCGUCAGAUUGUAUUUAUGUCAUAUUUGUUGUUAUAUGUUGGUUUUAUUUGUGUUACAUUCAAAAUCUCCAGUGCUAUGUGAACUAAUUGGUAUAUUCAAUAUUAUAUCAUCAAUUUUAUAUAAGAGAAGGCUUAAUGUGUUCCACAUGUUUGUCCGGACACGCAGCCGCAAUGGCUGACAAAACUUGCGACCAUGCGCGUAUUCUCGUGCAAGAUCCCAAUACCCACGUUUGGAAGGGCCCAAUACCACCUGGGUCCGGGAUAGAAGAACUCAAGGAUAUUACCACUUGGCGAAGGAAAUGUGGAUGUAUUCGCACCAGUGAGAAGCUUAAGAACAUCUUAUCUUCAUUCCCUAAUGCCCCACCUCCUACGCCCUCACCUUUGUUUGUGGCAAACUGUUACAACGGCCGUGUCGACAAAUCAUAUAUGCAGUCGAUUGAAAACUGUUGUACCUGGGGUGACAAACGGGUGAGCCGGUCGUGGCAGGUGAUCGGCGAGCUGGUGCAACUGGUGCAGCUAUCGGUGACGGCGACGGCGCUGGCUCUCUACUACCUCAUCUACUGCUACAUGCAGCUCGUGUACUACACGCUCAGGAGCGCCCUCUACUUCCACAACGCUGAUGGGUAUACCUUGAGGGCUAUGAAAAUUACGAUUGGAGUGGUAACAGUGACGUCUUUGAUAGUCGGGUUCAACUUGAUGUUACGGAUGGAGAGAAUACUCGGAAUAAUAUACUAAACUACUAUUGUAUAUAGCAAUUAAUUCAUCACAAAUGUAAACUAAAUAUUGACUUAAUACAUAAAAGUAACGAAACAGAGUAAAGACAGUUGGUGAUAAAAAAAGAAGUGAAUAUUUAUUGAAACCGACGUUUAAAGUUAAAAAGUUUUGUACUAAACUAUUAAGUCAAAACUGCUAUUUUUAAAUCCAUUGUGUUGUAAAUUAAAUAUGUCACAAAAAUAAACCUAAUGUAUUAAACCGAGC
This is a messenger RNA of Helicoverpa armigera (cotton bollworm), 1007 nucleotides long. RefSeq lists its product as uncharacterized. Bases 165 to 764 code for a protein of 199 amino acids. Lineage: Eukaryota; Metazoa; Arthropoda; Insecta; Lepidoptera; Noctuidae. The transcript has 5 exons. The record is from RefSeq and is a predicted model, not a curated record.